GGCUCAGACUGAGCAUAAAGGAGACUGAUGGGCCAGGGGCAGGCAGACUUGGCAGCCAUGGAGGUCCAGAGGGAAAGCACCUCCCUGGCAUGGUGGUUACCGUUGCUACUGCUGCCGGGCCUGGUGAUUCCUCCAGCUGCCGCCCAGACCCCCAGUUACCGGGAGGCUGCGCUACGUGCCGUGGACGACCUUAACCGGCAGUCCUCCGACGCCAAUCUCUAUCGCCUCCUGGAACUGAGCGAGGAGCCCAUGGGAAGCGGGGAUCCGAGCUCCCCGAAGCCCAUAAACUUCCUGGCGAAGGAGACGGUAUGUCCCAAGACAACGAGGCAGUUCCCAGAGCAGUGUGACUUCAAGGAGAAUGGGGUGGUAAAGCAGUGUGUGGGGACAGUCACUCUGGACCAGGUCAGGGGCUCCUUCGAUGUCAACUGUGUCGAGACUCAGAACGUCAGGCUAUUUGGACGGCUGCGUGACCUCAUCAAGAAAGGUACGCAGAAGAUUGGCAGAAAGCUUCGGAAAGUUGGCCAGCAAAUCAAGGACUUUAUACGAAAUCUUAGGCCCAGGGAAGAAGACUCUUAGGCUGUGCUUUGUCCUGUCAGGCUUCCAGAUGCUGAAAAAUAAAUUGUGAAAGAAAUUCUCUCCAGG
Messenger RNA from Erinaceus europaeus (western European hedgehog), 642 nucleotides. It is a transcript of the gene CAMP, whose product is annotated as cathelicidin antimicrobial peptide. The transcript has 4 exons. Gene Ontology annotation, cellular component: extracellular region. Gene Ontology annotation, molecular function: lipopolysaccharide binding. NCBI's taxonomy places the organism in Eukaryota, Metazoa, Chordata, Mammalia, Eulipotyphla, Erinaceidae. Gene Ontology annotation, biological process: defense response to Gram-negative bacterium; defense response to Gram-positive bacterium; antimicrobial humoral immune response mediated by antimicrobial peptide. The record is from RefSeq and is a predicted model, not a curated record. Bases 28 to 576 code for a protein of 182 amino acids.